This is a messenger RNA of Durusdinium trenchii, 3249 nucleotides long. NCBI's taxonomy places the organism in Eukaryota, Dinophyceae, Suessiales, Symbiodiniaceae. The record is from the annotation of a GenBank genome assembly.
AUGCCGGUACGCCCUCCCCAUCCCGUACCUGAACCUCUUCAGGAACGAGUGGAUGCGCUGAGUGCGGGGGUCAAGGCCCUCUUCACACAGAAGGGGAUUCCCUACUGGGUCAUGGCCCAGAUGGCCCAGGCGGGCUAUACCACCAUGGAGGACCUGGCCGAUCGCUGGGAUACCCCCGCCCUGGCCAGACAGCACGCGGCCAGAGACCUGAACUUCGCAGGCAAUGACCACGGGUGGACAAACGAACUCCGGGAACUCAUUUCCAUGCGCAUGUUUCAGUGUGUGCGCUUGGCUAAGGAAACUAUUGGGGAGACGAUCACGGGCCUGGGCCGGGGCCCGGACCAACCUCUACUACCCAUGGGCAAGACCACAGGCCUUGAUGCGGUAUGUGACCGAAAGCAAAUUCUCGUGGACUGGGACCGCAUCGCCAACCAGCCACGACCCAAGCUGACCUACCAGGGGAGUGACAACUUCCUGAAGAAGCAAUUCAAGCUGCCACUUUUUGACGGAUGGGAACGGGAGGUUGAAGAAGAAGAAAGAGCCUUCCCGAGCACUAAGGAACAGAUCAAGAAGAUGCACAUGGUCUUCCGGAACAACCUGUACAUGUGCCUGAUCAGCUUCCCUCAGCAUCUCCAGUUCAAUGUGACCAAGGUGCCUUGGGCCCUGCCCAUGCCCCCGACACAGCGGGCAUUGACCCAGUGGACUGGGAGCGCAUCGGACGCUUGGGCCGAACUGCAACAGUGGAUGCAAUUUGUGCCGCAACGUCUACAUGAGCAUUUGCCCCCUCAGACCUCAGCCCAUCUCCUUCUCUAUGCCGGGAAGGAUGAUGCUACGUCGCUAGACUCCUGCACCCGAAAGCUCUUCCCUGACCUAUCAACAGAGCUCAUUGCCUUGGACAUCAGGGCACGGCGGAGGCUUCCAGCCCCAUGGAACUUCCUGGAGCGCCCAGUUGACCCAAAGGACACCGGCACAGCACCGAGUGCAUUGAGGCUCCGCCUGCGGUACGUCCCGGGAGCGGCGAACCUCACCUCCGCAGGAGGCUGGGUGGUCUUCAAGUCCAUCCUUGGGCUGCCCACACACUUGAACCUUGUCCUUGAAACGAAAAUAAACGUGACGAGGAAAGAGGAAAGCUAUGAGGAAGGGUCUGCUGUGGAGGCCGAAGCGGACUUGGCAGCUCGAGAAGUGGCCGAGAGGCUAGCCACCUCUUGCGAGUCCCCUUCCUUGCUGCUUUUCUUGGCCAAAGGGUAUGGACCACGCUCCACUUCUGUGGGACCUCUCUUACAGGAACGCUUCAAAGAUACGAUCAUCGUGGGCUGCAACUCCGAGGGUGGUGUGAUCGCCACGGGCGUGGAGCACCAGCAAGAGACCUUUGCCCUUGCGGCGCUGGCACUGAAGAGUGCGGGCUUGUCGGCCUAUCCCUUCUGCGGCGAUCUGUCUGAGCUUCCGCCGUUGCGCCGAGGCGGCAAGUGGUCCAGCAUGGAGGACCGCGCCGCCCUGGCCUUCAGCAGUCUGCCCUCCCCGGGAGGCGAUCCACAGGGCUGGGUGUACAUGCUGGACAUGAUGCUGAAGAGUCGUAGUGGCCGGCCGCCCACCGUGGUCGGCGGCAUGCCAGUGGGAGGCCACGCCUUCGUGGACGGAGAUCUCCAGGUCUCUGGUGCCUUCGGUGUGCUUCUCGAAGGCCUCGAGUGUUCGCCGGUGGUUUGUCAAGGUGCUGAGCCCUUUGGACCCUUUCUGGAAAUCACGGCGGUGCGCGCUGACCACAUCAUCAGUGAGAUCAAUGGCCAGAACCCUCGCCAGCUGCUGAUGCCCUUGAUGCAUGGGCCACAGGUGCCGGGGCAUGGGCACUCGAUGGCAGGUGUCUUCGUGGACCCAAAGCCUGAUGAACCCCAUGGCUCCUGGACGGACGCGCAUUUGGCGGCGGCGGCGCUGGGCGGCCGCCCGAACUGCUUGGUUCGGCCCAUGCACUCCUUCACGCCGGAGGGGCACUUGGUCCUGUCGCCCUUGACCGAGAUGACACCCUACACACCAGGCAUCCAACUCCAGUUGCAGUGCUUUAGCCCUGAGCAUGCCUUGGCGGACUUGCGCUCGCGGGCCGAGACCGACAUGGCGCUCCACGGGCGGCCGCCGGAUGCUGCGGUGAUCAUCAGCUGUGGCGCACGCGGCAGGGAACUCUAUGGCCAAGAGGGUGUGGAGAGCGCAAUCUUCCGAGAGGUUUGGGGAUGCGAUGUCCCCACGGUGGGUUUCUUCGCCGGCGGCGAGUUCGGCCCAGUAGGGCUCAGGACGGCGUUUAGCGGUGACAACUUCGUCUUUGACGUGGGAAACUGGGAGACAGCCGAUUUAGCCAGGCAAGCCGCCUUGACGGGCGAGAUCUGGACGCAGCGACCAAAGAGCGUUGCGAAAGAAGCUGCCCGCGUUGGGCGGGCUGGCACUGGCCCCAUUCAUUUGGGAGGUUCCAGCGAGGAGGAUCUUUGUGCGCAGAAAUUCUUGUUCUCUUGUGCGCGGGAACGGGAUGUGGCGAGGCCCUUCUUGGUUCCAGAAGUUCCGGAGAGUUCCUGUGCAUUGCAUGGGAAAACACCUCGAGCGAAACGGAUGGGGAACCGUCCGGACGAGGGCGGGAUGGGAUCGGUGCUUCGCAUCGGGCGAGUCAGCUCACCGUUUCUAGCAGAGUUCGGUUCGGAUCCCAGUGGUUGUACAGAGUCCUCGAUGUUCUGCGGUGCCAAGAAACCACGGCAGCCCCGCCGCUCGCCGGUGCCCACCUUGUCGCCCGCGGCCUUUCUGCAGCACGAGCGGCUCUUGACCGGGCUACUGAUCUUCGAGCUGGUCGUGGAAAUUGCCUAUAUCUCCUUGUUGUGUCAUGCCUCAAGGCAUUCCAUUCACGAGGUGGCUCUAGCCUAUGAGGUGAUCCCGCUGGAGUCCCUCUGGAGCUUGUCAGAGGGCCUAGACAACCGAGAUCAGGUUCUGGGUGCAGCUGGCUGUUCAGAUGGGCUAUUUGAAGCUCUACUUUUGCGUGGCCUUCUCCGCCGUCAGCAAGCACAAGCCACGGCUCUAUGGAUGGUUUUCCAACGUGGCAUUGGGUGGAAUUAUCAUCCAGGUGCUCUUCUCUUACAUGAACAAGUCCAACAUCUUUGUCUUCUCCCUCCGUCUAUUUUGCUAUGUCUACGCCAGGUUCUUGAGAAGCGUCCUCCUACAGAUUGCAUUACAACCGCAUGAAAUUCCUUUGGAUGUUUAAAUAACAAUUCCCAAUUGCGG